This is a messenger RNA of Lutra lutra (Eurasian river otter), 7642 nucleotides long. It is a transcript of the gene KIRREL3, whose product is annotated as kirre like nephrin family adhesion molecule 3. NCBI's taxonomy places the organism in Eukaryota, Metazoa, Chordata, Mammalia, Carnivora, Mustelidae. Gene Ontology annotation, molecular function: cell adhesion molecule binding. Gene Ontology annotation, biological process: cell-cell adhesion; synapse assembly. The record is from RefSeq and is a predicted model, not a curated record. The transcript has 18 exons. The coding region runs from base 637 to 3048 and encodes 803 amino acids. Gene Ontology annotation, cellular component: cell-cell junction.
GCCUCGCUUCGCCUCGCCGCGCGCUCGGAGGUCUAAGACUCUCCACUCUUCUCCAUCAGGUGGAGCCGUCCGCGCCUCCCGCCCCCCGCCUCGCCCGCGAACUGUGCGCAGGCACCUUGCAGCGCCAGGAGGUUAACCGAGGCCCCGGAGGAGGUGAGGCCAAGGAGCGGCGGGGCGGAGAUGGCCGGGCCGCCGUCGGGGCUGGCGCCAGAGCCCGGCCGGCUGUGGGUCCUGCAGCUUCAGUGAAAGGAGCCCUUCUGUCACUCGUCACUGGCUCCCGCGCCCGCCCGCUCGCGAGCUCGCUGUGGGAGGAGCCCGCCGGAGGAAGCCAAGCCGUGCGCCGGGGCUGCCGAGAGCCACAGAAUGGAUCUGCUCCGCGCGGGGACGUCGCUGACGAGCCCGGCUUCCCGCGGCGGCUAGGAGCCCGGCCACCCGGCCACUGGCAUCGGCAGGCUGCGGGGACCUGGAGGCCCGGGGAGAGCGGGGCCGCGCCGAGGGACGGACGCACGGACAGACCGAUGGUUGGCGCGCGCCCGGGAGGACCGCGGCGGAGGCUGAGCACGGAGAGCCGCCCGGGAAGAGAAACUCACUGCCGACCCAAGUUGCCCCGCCGGCUCUCCCUCGCGGCGCUGAGGAAUGAAACCUUUCCAGCUCGAUCUGCUCUUCGUGUGCUUCUUCCUCUUCAAUCAAGAGCUGGGCCUCCAGAAGAGAGGAUGCUGUCUGGUGCUGGGCUACAUGGCCAAGGACAAGUUUCGAAGAAUGAAUGAAGGCCAAGUGUACUCCUUCAGCCAGCAACCCCAGGACCAGGCCGUGGUGUCAGGCCAGCCAGUGACUCUGCUGUGCGCCAUUCCCGAAUACGAUGGCUUUGUCCUGUGGAUCAAAGACGGCUUGGCUCUGGGUGUGGGCAGGGACCUCUCAAGCUACCCACAGUACCUGGUGGUAGGGAACCACCUGUCCGGGGAGCAUCACCUGAAGAUCCUGCGGGCAGAGCUCCAAGAUGACGCCGUGUACGAGUGCCAGGCCAUCCAGGCCGCCAUACGGUCUCGCCCCGCACGCCUCACCGUCCUGGUGCCACCUGAUGACCCGGUCAUCCUGGGGGGGCCUGUGAUCAGCCUGCGGGCGGGGGACCCCCUCAACCUCACCUGCCACGCAGACAACGCCAAGCCUGCAGCCUCCAUCAUCUGGUUGAGGAAAGGAGAGGUCAUCAAUGGGGCCACCUACUCCAAGACCCUGCUGCGAGAUGGCAAGCGCGAGAGCAUCGUGAGUACCCUCUUCAUCUCCCCGGGUGACGUGGAGAAUGGGCAGAGCAUCGUGUGCCGAGCCACCAACAAAGCCAUCCCGGGAGGGAAGGAGACUUCGGUCACCAUCGACAUCCAGCACCCCCCACUCGUCAACCUGUCGGUGGAACCACAGCCAGUGCUGGAGGACAACGUUGUCACGUUCCACUGCUCCGCAAAGGCCAACCCGGCUGUCACCCAGUACAGGUGGGCCAAGCGGGGCCAGAUCAUUAAGGAAGCAUCUGGAGAAGUCUAUCGGACCGCCGUGGACUACACGUACUUCUCAGAGCCUGUCUCCUGUGAGGUGACCAACGCCCUGGGCAGCACCAACAUCAGCCGCACGGUGGACGUCUACUUUGGGCCCAGGAUGACUACAGAGCCCCAAUCCCUGCUCGUGGAUCUGGGCUCCGAUGCCGUCUUCAGCUGUGCCUGGACAGGCAACCCCUCCCUGACCAUCGUCUGGAUGAAGCGGGGCUCAGGUGUGGUGCUGAGCAAUGAAAAGACCCUGACCCUCAAAACCGUCCGCCAGGAGGAUGCUGGGAAGUACGUGUGCCGAGCCGUGGUGCCCCGGGUGGGGGCCGGGGAGCGAGAGGUGACCCUGACGGUCAAUGGACCCCCCAUCAUCUCCAGCACCCAGACCCAGCACGCCCUGCAUGGGGAGAAGGGCCAGAUCAAGUGCUUUAUCCGGAGCACACCACCACCGGACCGAAUCGCCUGGUCCUGGAAGGAGAAUGUGCUGGAGUCAGGGACAUCGGGGCGCUACACGGUGGAGACGGUCAGCACCGAAGAGGGGGUCAUCUCCACACUGACCAUCAGCAACAUUGUGCGGGCCGACUUCCAGACCAUCUACAACUGCACCGCCUGGAACAGCUUCGGCUCCGACACGGAGAUCAUCCGGCUCAAGGAGCAAGGUUCGGAAAUGAAGUCGGGAGCCGGGCUGGAAGCAGAGUCUGUGCCGAUGGCCGUCAUCAUCGGGGUGGCCGUCGGAGCUGGCGUGGCCUUCCUCGUCCUUAUGGCAACCAUUGUGGCCUUCUGCUGUGCCCGCUCCCAGAGAAGUACGGGAGGGAGACCCGGGAUCUCAGGGAGGGGGACAGAGAAAAAGGCCAGGCUUAGACUGCUCCGGAGAGCAAAUCUCAAAGGGGUUGUGUCGGCCAAGAAUGACAUCCGAGUGGAGAUUGUCCACAAGGAGCCUGUCUCCGGCCGGGAGGCCGAAGAACAUCCCACCAUCAAGCAGCUGAUGAUGGACCGGGGUGAAUUCCAACAAGACUCAGUACUGAAGCAGCUGGAGGUUCUCAAAGAAGAGGAGAAGGAGUUUCAGAACCUGAAGGACCCCACCAACGGCUACUACAGUGUCAACACCUUCAAAGAGCACCACUCGACCCCCACCAUCUCGCUGAGCAGCUGCCAGCCGGACCUGCGCCCCGCUGGCAAGCAGCGCGUGCCCACGGGGAUGUCCUUCACCAACAUCUACAGCACCCUGAGCGGCCAGGGCCGCCUCUACGACUACGGGCAGAGGUUCGUACUGGGCAUGGGCAGCUCCUCCAUCGAGCUGUGCGAGCGGGAGUUCCAGCGGGGCUCCCUCAGCGACAGCAGCUCCUUCCUGGACACGCAGUGUGACAGCAGCGUCAGCAGCAGCGGCAAGCAGGACGGCUACGUGCAGUUCGACAAGGCCAGCAAGGCCUCUGCCUCCUCCUCCCACCACUCGCAGUCCUCUUCCCAGAACUCCGACCCCAGCCGACCCCUGCAGCGGCGGAUGCAGACUCAUGUCUGAGGAUCCCAAACCGGGGCUGGGGAGGGCUACAGGGGCGGGGGUGGGGGUGGGGUGGGGGUGGGGAACAGGGUCGUGCCACCUGCUGGCUCUCCAUUGACUGUGGGUGCGUUGCAGAGGACCCCAGAACCGGCUGCCUCCAGGAUAACCCCCCGCCCCCCCGGAGGGCCUGGGCCACCGCCCUGCUCCGAAGCCCUGAUCAAGCACAAACCCCGGUCCCCAGCUGCUGCGUGCCAGGCGGGCGGGUGGGCGGGGUCGCGUUUCGAGGAUGCAGCUGAGUGCUGUGCUGUGCUCUGUGCUGGACACUCCGGUCCCAGCCCUUUCCUGGAGGCCCACCCCCACCCCCACUAUAGGCGCUCGAGGCAGCUAGAACUUGGCUUUCAUGAAACUGCCGUCCACUCUCCGGCCUCCCCGUGAGCUCUACUCCUUGCUGCCCACAGCCCUCCCCUGUGCCUGUUGCUCCUCCACAGUCCCGGGGGGGGGGGGGGGGGGGUGAAGCGCUUUCCAGCACUGAGCUUUCCCCCCAGCCCCCCCUGCUGCUCAGAGCCCAGACCCUGGAUGCUGAGAAGCCAGAAAGGGCCCCGGAGCAUCUCUCCCACCACACUGACCGCGAGCCCACCCCAAUUUGUUAGGUGUUUUGUGUCCAUAUCCUUGCAGUUCUGUCCUUGGACUUGAGGCCUCUGAACUCUGAGGUGGGACUGGCCCCGGCAGGGACAGGUGUCCUAGGAGGGAGAGGGAGAGGCAGGAGGGAACAUGGGCGCACCUGGGGAAACUUGCCCACCACUCCCCUCACCAGGCUGUGCAGUUCAGAGGCUCCCCACCCACCCCUGCUUCCUGUACUGCCUUCCUCCCCUACAGCACAGUCGGAGUUAAUAUAAGAAGUGUGAGAGCUUCUCUGGGCCAGGGUUCUUCCAACUGUCAUUGCAGAGAGCAUGUCCUGGAGCACGUAGGGUUUAAGGGGACUAGAGGUCAGGUCCUUAAAUGAUGAGACUUGCCUGCUCAGCUGCUGAAUCUCUAGGGGCCUAGAUCCACACAAGGAACCAUGGUCCUGCCUUCAGUAGGACUCCACGGGCAAGAGAGAAAGUCCAUCUACACAUCACCCCUCCCCACUCACCACCUGAAAAUAAAUGUUAGGGCCGUUACACCACCAUAUCCAUUCUGUCCUUUUGUUCCUGCAGAGCCGUGGGAAGAGUCAAGAACUCGGAGUAUGAUCUGGGAACACAAGGUUCUUUGCGCUCUGAUUCAGUUGUCCUAGAUAAUGAAAGCAGGUGAUGGUUCUGGUAUUAACCGCACCCACAAGCAGGCUCUCUCCCCAGACGGUGUGCAAAGGCAGGACCCAUGCCAAAUACAGCAUGGAGGCAACGUGGUCAUACUGGGCUUUGGAGGGGUCAUUCUAGGCCUUUCUCUCGGUGAUGUUCUGCAAGGGAAGCUCCUUCUGUCAGGGGUUCAGGGCAAGAGGCUCUCUUCAAAGAGCCUAUGCCACUGAGCUCCCUAACACUCUGAGCUUUAAUUAAUGUCCAAAUGGCCUUGUUUGAACGGAAGACUCCAGGUAGUGAUGGCAGACCAGAUGGGAUGGACAGAUAGGGGCAAGUUAGAAUGUUGACAGUGAGGCAGGAACCAAAGGGAGCUUUGGAAAACGCAGAGUGUCCCUAAGGUUGGAGGUCCCUCCUAGGUUAGGCCCCUUCUUGUCCAACCUUCCCCAGUAAUCCUUCCCCGUCAUAGGAACCUGUACUCAAAAGUCUGUCCUUCUUUCCAUAUGUACUGAUUCCUUGGAUGGCCCCAACCACAGAUUCUAUACAUAACCUUCAUAACUCCUCCACCCAGAAGAAUGUCUUCCUUCUACCAUAUUUCCUAUUGCCUCAAAAUUCCCCAGUUCCCUAGAUAACUUCCUUUGCAGCCCCCAUGCCCAAGAGAGUAGAAACUGAUAAGAAAUGUAAAUGUAUAUCCCAGUCCACAUCCAGCUCCUAGUGCCGUUCUGGCCCCACAUGGAUGCCGGGAUAUUGGCCCCUGUGCUCUCUAGGUCAACCUUGACAAGGCUGCUUCUUUCCUGUACAUGUUUUGCUUUCGCCAGCAAGGAACAAGGAUCUAAGACCAUAUGCAAGGUGGUGUGCUGUGCUGGAAGAGGAUGACUCAAAGAUUAGUCCAUUAAUUCCUCCCAGCCUUCCCCACCUCAGAGGAGGGUGACACCUGCCUCCUAAUUUUCACCACACCUCCCUUGUCCCUUACCCUUUGCCCCAGUCACAUACACAUACGUAGUUCUCAUAAAAGGGUCUCCACCCAUUCUUUCCUAGAAUCUCAGGCCAGGACAGCAUAACCAGAAGAUCAAGUGAGAACUCUGUUCUCCCGUAGAACAGAGGGAGCUCUCUCCCUCUCGAGCUUCAGGCAGUCGGGAUAAGGAUGUGAACUAUCAUGGCAGCAAGCAGAGAGCACAGGGGCUGUGCUACCAACACCUGGCCACGCAGAGCCCAACCCCACGAGCUCUCCCCAAUGCACGAAUCCAGCAAAGAACUGCUGAAGGGAUAGGAGGUCCCAAGUAAGAUCUUGGCAAAAGAGAAGAACAGAGAGGGGGGGACAUUAGCAACAUCUGAAGGCUUCUGGAAGGUCGAGCCCUUGAGAAGGAGCCUAGACUGCACUCCGUGCCCACCGAGGUUGUCCCCAGCCCUAUUUCCUUCUCGCAGAACAGUGAGGGCACAAAAAGCUGGUAAAGGGAAGGGUUAAAAAAGGUUUGGAGGCAGAGGGAAGCCCUGGGUUCUCCUGUAGGUGAUUUCAAAUGAACUAAAAUGAGCGCUCUACAUUUGUAAUCUUAUUUAACCUUCAUAAAGGAUCAUUUUACAGACGAGGGCAUGUGGCUUCAAGAAGCCAGAAGAUUUGCCCAAGGUCACAGGGCUAACAAGUGGCAAACUUGUUAUAUACACGCGAGCUCCCCUGUAAAAUGUCUCCAUCCAAAACACAAACUCAAGGCCACUGUCAUCCUAGAAUAUGAUGAAAAUGGCCAAAGGUAAAGGCCACCUGCUGGUUCCCACCCCGGGGUGGGGGUGGGGGGGGACAGGCUAAGCAAGGAGAAACCACGGCUCCGUUAGGAAGGGACUGGCGUACUCCACCUCCAGUCCCCAGACGACCUGGAAAGCCCGCACUCCCGGAAAACAAAGCUAUUCUGUGUAUCCAGUCACCCCCACCACUUCCACCAAGACCAGUAUCCAGUUUUCUGAUAGCUUUAAAAUUCAUUAUUGGCUCCCAGUCCCUGGAUGGGAGCCCGGUUUCUGAUUCUCAGGCUCGCUAUCAGUCUGGAAAGCCCAGGGUCAUUUCCAGUACCUCUUCGACUUUCAUGGAACAGGAAGCACUCUCACAUGAUGAACUAGAAUACCAUAGCAAAUCCGUUUCUGACGAAGAUGAUUGAAACAAGGGCUCUAAAGUAAUAGGCCUCGAAGCUGCCUUUAAGCUUCCGGAGUGGAGAGGACCCGGGGAAAAGAAAAUAAACAUGAGGCCAUCCUUGGGAGGCUUCUCAGAACAGGAGAAAAGGAGCCAAUGGAAUUCCAUUUCUCACCGCCUGUAUGGGAGGCACACAGGGGGUGUAAGGCAUGUGCUAUUAUGGAAUUUGAACUGAAAUCCCAAGGUACACACCCCAGGUUCCAUUAGCUCUGCCCAGGUAUCAUGUGUGUGGUUUGUGGUUUACAAGGUCACCAGAAAAAAAAAGACCAAGGGGGAGGGGGGAUCCUGCCAUUAGUUGAUGCUCUAGGAAGCUUCCCCACCAAAUAAACUCUUUAUUAAAAUUAGAAGUAUAAGUAAUUUAAAUAAAAACGAUCUUAAUUUGCAUAGAGAUUUUUAUUUAACAUACCACUUGCUGUGCCUAUUUAAAGACAAAGGACAUCUCAGCUAAAUCUUAAAUUUUACUUCCCUUUUACAAAAAGUCUUAUAAAAACCUCUAACCUAAGUUGUUUUUAGGAGCUGUAACUGCACAUCAGCCAUUUAUUUGCAACUUUAACAUCAAAAUUACCAGCAGUCUUUGAGAAUCACUGAUAAAGAGCUCUCACUCUGAUGGUUACUUCUUGUUAGCAGUAAGGCUCCAAUCAUCUUUUCCCCAACCCCUUUAUGUUUCCGUCUUUCUAACUAGGUCAUAAAGUGGGGAAAAUGAGAAAAUUUUAAGUUAGUCAUCUGUCUAAAAAUAAAGAUUUGUUUCCCUGGAUGAAUACAUUCUUGGUAUAAGGAAAAGAGGACUAUCCGUUCUGUCUCUCUAACUCCUAUUCCUCCUGGGUCCAUCUCCCCCUCCUCUCUAAUGGCUAAGUCUUUGACAUACGCUAAAAGCUUUCAUUAUCACAGGCCCUGUGGGUUUCUUCACUCCUACACAACCCUCAUCUUUAAAAGGCCUUUUGUGAGCACAUGCCAUUCACAAGCGGCAUCGAUGAAUUGUGACCACAUCCCCGCUGCCACUCCAUGUCCCCAGAGCCCCUCUCUGGGACAGCCCACCCCCAUGGCCAGGACAUCCUCAACCCCUGAGCUGGCUGAUCAGGGACCCUGAGCUAUGCAAAGCUAUCUCUUUCCUUUGCUUCUUAACCUUUGGCCCUUGAAAAAAAAUAUUUUUUUAAGAUUUUAUUUAUCU